Penicillium malachiteum is the source of this 1167-nucleotide messenger RNA. RefSeq names its product Rcd1-like cell differentiation family protein. Gene Ontology annotation, cellular component: CCR4-NOT core complex; CCR4-NOT complex; P-body. The coding region runs from base 1 to 1167 and encodes 388 amino acids. The transcript is spliced from 4 exons. Gene Ontology annotation, biological process: mRNA catabolic process; negative regulation of translation. Lineage: Eukaryota; Fungi; Ascomycota; Eurotiomycetes; Eurotiales; Aspergillaceae. The record is from RefSeq and is a predicted model, not a curated record.
AUGCUACAAGCGCAGAGCCAACACGUCUUUUCCCAUCAGCAUCAGUACCCACAAGCUGAUCCUGCCUGGUUGCAGCAUCAGCAACAGCAGCAACAGCACCAUCAGGCUCAGCCGCACCAGCAACACCAGCAGCAGCAUGCCUCCUUGGUCGCCCAACAGCACGCUCAGGUUCAAGCCGCUGCAGCCGCUGCGCAGCAGCAGCACUAUGGUCGCUUGGCUAUGAACGGCAAUGGUGCAGCAAAUCCUGGUCAGGGUGCUGGAGCUGUCAGCGGUAUGGGUGGAGAGGGUCUGGCUAAUGCAGUCUCCGUCAUGGACGGCGGCAUCAGUGAGGAGAAUCGCAAGGUCUUCAUUUGGGUGGCAGAGCUCUUGGACCCUGCCCGCAGGGAAACAGCGCUUAUGGAACUGAGCAAGAAGAGAGAGCAGGUUCCUGAGUUGGCGCUUGUGAUCUGGCACUCAUUCGGUGUGAUGACAGCCUUGCUUCAGGAAAUCAUCUCGGUUUAUCCUCUUCUGAACCCUUCGCAGUUGACUGCCGCGGCUUCAAAUCGAGUCUGCAAUGCGCUGGCGCUCUUGCAGUGUGUCGCAUCCCACAAUGAAACGCGCACUCUGUUCUUGAAUGCCCACAUCCCCCUGUUCCUUUACCCAUUCCUCAACACUACCUCGAAGUCCCGCCCGUUCGAGUACCUUCGUCUCACAUCUCUCGGAGUUAUCGGAGCCCUGGUGAAGAAUGACUCCUCAGACGUUAUCAACUUCUUAUUAACUACCGAGAUCAUCCCUCUGUGCCUCCGUAUCAUGGAGACUGGAUCCGAACUGAGCAAGACCGUUGCCAUCUUCAUUGUCCAGAAGAUCUUGUUGGAUGACAUUGGCUUGGCAUAUAUCUGUGCGACCUAUGAGCGUUUCUAUGCUGUUGGUACCGUGCUCAGUAAUAUGGUCGGCCAGCUGGUGGAUCAGCAAACAGUGCGACUACUGAAGCAUGUUGUCCGCUGCUUCCUUCGCCUGAGUGAUAACAGUCGGGCUCGCGAGGCUUUGCGACAAUGUCUGCCAGAGCCUCUGCGAGAUGCCACCUUUUCCUCAGUUCUGCGCGACGACGCAGCCACCAAGCGCUGUCUGGCUCAGCUUCUGAUCAACCUCUCAGACAACGUCUCUGAAGGAGCCCCGGCGGCCAUGUAA